This is a messenger RNA of Solea senegalensis (Senegalese sole), 4171 nucleotides long. RefSeq names its product butyrophilin-like protein 2. Lineage: Eukaryota; Metazoa; Chordata; Actinopteri; Pleuronectiformes; Soleidae. The transcript is spliced from 9 exons. Bases 81 to 1811 code for a protein of 576 amino acids. The record is from RefSeq and is a predicted model, not a curated record.
UUGAGUAGUCUGCGGUUCCGCAGCUAGACCUUUGGACUGAGGCUGAAGACGUUUUCACAAAUACUGGAGUAUGUACAAGUAUGGAUAUUGAGAAAUGGCCUCACCUUUCUACUGAAAACACGCUCGUGUUUGUGCUCGUUUGUUCUCUGGUUUGUUUUGGAGCAACACAUCAGGACGAGACUAACGGUGUCUCUAGAACGUACGUCAAGGAGGGGGAAGAUGCCGUCCUUCACUGUUCUUCUGUAGAAAGCCUUGAGAACACGGUGGUAGACUGGGAGAACCAAAAUAAAAAAGAGGUGUGCCUCUACGACAGAGGCCGGCACUGUGAGGACAGGCGGGACAAUCAGGACGAGCAGUACAAAGGACGGGUGUCACUUUUCUACGAUGAGCUGAUGAACGGAAACGCAUCCUUGAUCCUCAGCGACACAAGGAUUGAAGACACGGGGACUUACACCUGCACACUUCCACAUUUGAGUUCUGGAAUCCAAAGGUCCACGAUUGAGCUCAUCGUCGGUGUCUCCAGAACGUACGUCACAGAGGGGGAAAAUGCCGUCCUUCACUGUUCUUCUGUAGAAAGCCUUGAGAACACGGUGGUAGACUGGAAGAACCAAAAUAAAGAAGUGUUCCUCUACGACGGAGGCUGGCACUACGAGAACGGGCUGUACGGUCAAGAUGAGCAAUACAUGGGACGAGCGUCACUUUUCUACAACGAGCUGAAGAACGGAAACGCAUCCUUGAUCCUCAACAACACAAGGAUUGAAGACACGGGGAAUUACACCUGCAUACUUCCACGUUUGAGUUCUGGAAUCCAAAGGUCCACGGUGGAGCUCAUCGUCGGUGUCUCCACAACGUACAUCAAGGAGGGGGAAGACGUUGUCCUUAACUGUUCUUCUGGAGACAAUCAGAGUCUCAAAGACUCACUGAUAAGUUGGAAGAACAUAAAUGGUAAAGAGUUGUUCCUCUAUGAGCUUGGACAUCACACUGAGGACGGCUGGUGCUGUCAGGAUGAGCAGUACAGAGGACGAGUGUCACUUUUCUACGACGAGCUGAAGAACGGAAACGCAUCCUUGAUCCUCAGAGACACGAGGAUUGAAGACACAGGGAUUUACACCUGUGACCUUCCAGGUUUGAGUUCCGGAAGGCAAAUGUCCACGAUGGAGCUCAUAGUCAAAUGGGUCCUCAGAAACAGAUUUGGACUUGAAAAAGGAGCCGCUCAGGCGCCAGUCCUCAAGAUGGUGAACGUGUCAGAGGCCGGCGUGGAGCUCCAGUGUGUGGUCAGAGGUUCUUCAUCAAAGCCGAGUGUAGAGUGGCAGACGUGUGAAGGAACCUCUCUUAAUUCAGAGGAGCCACUGGUCUCUGAGACACGAGGCCGUUACGACACCACGCUCCUCGUCACUGUGACGGAGACCAAGACCAACUGCUUCCGCUGCAUGGUCAAACAGGAGGACAUUUACCACAGGAUUGACAUUAACAUCACUCUGUCAGAGAAACUCUUUGAGAAAAAGUCCUGCAACGUUGCUCAGUCCUGCCACAGCACAGAUGUUCUCGUAGGCAUGUUUUUUGCUGGAGUUGCCGCACUUGUGUUACCUCUGCUGUAUCUGAUCUUCACAGGAUGCAUAAGCAUAACGGCAUCAGGAUGUGCAUGGACGAAUGUACGAGGGAACGAGAUGAACUACAGCUCAAGGAGCACCUUAGCUUCAGCUUCAUCAACAGAAACUGAAAAAUCCAAUGACUGCACUGUGUUGUCAGAGUUGCUGAACUUGAAUGACCCCAUGGACAAAAGGAAAAUAAAAAUCCCGCUUCAAGUGUAAAAAUAACACUAACGAUAUGAAGUUAGUCAUAUGAGCUUCAAAUGUUAUCAGGUUUGUGUCUGUAGACGUGUUCGGGGUCGGUCUCUUGUGUCACGUACGAAGUUUUCGAGGCGAUCGGUCAAUGCAUGUCGAAGUUACAGGGCACUUCCUGUUUCGUGAUCGCCAAACUCCCCAUGUUUGCCGUAGCCACGCCUUUUUGUCUUUGUGUCCAGUACGUUUUUUUAUGUUGGUACGAUAAACGCCCACUUCCUUAUUAAGAGUUCCCACCAAGUUUCGUGAAAUUUGGUGGAACUUAAUUUUGGCUUGCUCCAUCCACCUUUGGCCUUAGGAGGCGCUAUAGAGCUGUUGUCUGUUCUUCCUUCAGAUUAUUAUAAUCUCUGCGGCUUUGCGAUCAUUUUUGAGCGUUUUUUUAACGUGCAUAAAAACUCUUUAAACUUAGCAUGGAGGUCAGGUCUGGUGAAAAUGUGAUAUUGGGAUAGUUCCCCGACCUGUGUGUUGCUCAAGGGCUCUAUAGCGCCCCCUAUGGUGAAAACAGAGGCAAAAUUGAGGUCCACCGAAAUUAGGUGGAAAGUUGUAACAGACCAAGACGAAGAAAAAAGUCGACCGUAACCAUAGCCUCAACUCAACAGGAAGUCGGCCAUUUUGAAUUUUGGCGUCCAUUUUGCCGAUUUGCGCCCUACGUAAAUUAACAAAGUCGUCCGAGUGCGUUUGUCGCACCGACAUAAAAAACACGUCAAGUCGUACUAGAUGCAUCAAAGGUGAAAAGUUGCGGAAAAACGUUUUUACAGUUUCAAAGCAGCGCGACCACGACAACCCUCGCGAUUUUUGACCAUUCACCACAAAACAGGAAGUGCCCUAUGACUUUGUCACACAUUGACCGAUCGCCUCGAAACAUCAUACGGGACGCAACACACUGACCCUGAACAUGUAUACGUUAUCUAUUAAUGUGCAUAUUUGACGCUGUUUUAUGUUAUGUUGUUUGUUUAUUAUGUUUCAUGUGUGUGGGUCUGUGUGUAACAGAUUCCAAAUGUCGGAUCUAAAAGAUCGACACAGAGCUGAUGGAACAGCAAUGAAUCGUCCAAAGUGAAUUUUAUAUCUACUUUAAUGAAAGUGAACUUAGCUCCAGCUGUCAAACAGGAGAGAAGCUAAAAGCUGCGUCGUUCGCUGUCAUCUAUAGAAUUGUUUUAUUUUAUAUUUUUACUACUUUAAUGAAAGAAUUUCUACAUUUUUUUAAAUAUGUUUUUGAACAGGUCAGUUUCUUGUGUCAGUGUAGCCUGAGCUGUGAAAACAUCUCUUCUGAUGCAAUAUUCUAUAUUUACCAUGUGUGUGCACUUAUUAGUCGUCAUUUAGUGCGAGAAUUCAAGUAAGUAGAUAAAUAAAAGAUGUAGACGAAUGUAAUUCGUUAUUGAUGCAAAAUACAAAGUCACCUGUGAGGUCGUUAUCGUGAGCAUCAUGAACAGAUGCUCGAGCAGUGGUCACCAACAUGUCACCUCACUGAUCACUCAGUAAAAUAUCAUUGCUGUCGUCUAUAAAAACCUGUGCUAAUCGUUAGGAGUAAUCACUGGAACGAAUGUGUUUGCAAUUGAAUGCAUAAUAUUCAUCAUUUAAAUGGUGAAUUGCAUAAGAUGUUAAUAUGGCAGCCGCACACAUUAUUCUCUACCCUUCAGGUUGUCUCAAAAAGGUUGGUGAUCCCUGUGCUAGAGAAUUUAAAAAUAAACUGUUUGUCCAGACACUUUGAGUGAAUUUGCCAUAAAUUAAACAACAGGAACCAGUUUAGCUCUUGGAUAAAAGCGUCUGCUAAAUGUAAUGUAACAUAAUGUAAUAUGUCCACAAGGUGGCAGCAGCAGUAAGUGUUUGGUCAGUGGACCUCAGCGCCGGCCGCUGCUCUCGGCUCCACACGCUGUUUCACGCUGUUAUCCGAAGCGACUUACAAGUGAAUUGAGUACAACUUGAGUUGAACUUGUGACCAUGAUGUCGAUGCACACGGGGUACAGGUCUUAACCACUGAGCUACUCCAUCCCUCUUAUGCCUUAAUGCUAUUAAAUGUACACACUGGUCCUUUAGAGACACAUACAGUGUGUUUGCACUUUUACUGUUUUUCUAUUUAAGGACAAUUCUUACGCUUGUCUGUGUUUCUUGAAUCUGAAUGUGAAUUAAUGGAUGGAUGACCUUCAAGGAUUUUUAAAAGUCUGUAUUUGAUGAAAUCACAUAAUGCACACACUGUUUCAUCUAAAAUCAGUUUGACGUAAAAAUAUACUUGUGGCUUCUUUUAUAUAUAUGUGGGUUUUGUUGGGAAAUAAAUACAUUGUAAUGCCUCUGUGAUGUUUCUUGAAAACUAAUAAAAAAAGAAAAAACUAUAA